AACUUGUCUCUGUCCUGUCGAUACGAUUAUCUCUGUAAACGGUGCUGGCAUCCUCUCCACCUUUUUACAGUUUUACUUCGCACGUUCUUUGCUCCCGAAUCUCUGUGAUACUCUCACUUUUCCACUCGUUCCAGGCUUCCAGCUUUACUCUCUUUGUAUUCAUUCUCUUUCUUUCAUUGGAAUCUCCGUUCAUAUAUUCAGGCUAUAGUCGCCGGAAUCUGGCUCGAUUUUUCUGAUAAGAAUGGAAGAUUAUUUGCAGCUUUUCGUGGACGAAACCAACUUUUACAACCGUAUUGUUCUUGGCAGCUUUUUGCCGGAGAAUCUCUGGAAACCGCUCCCUCACUUCCUCCAAACGUGGAUUCGGAAUUACAUUGGAGCAACGGCCAUUUAUUUCAUCUCUGGAUUUCUAUGGUGCUUCUAUAUCUACUACUGGAAGCGAAAUGUUUAUCUUCCUAAAGAUGCCAUCCCUUCAAACAAGGCCAUGUUUUUGCAAACAUUUGUUGCAAUGAAGGCCAUGCCAUGGUAUUCUGCUCUUCCAACACUUUCAGAGUACAUGGUUGAGAAUGGCUGGACAAGGUGUUUUUCUAGAAUAAAUGAUAUUGGAUGGUCUGGUUACCUUGUGUAUUUGGUAGUAUAUUUAGCAAUUGUUGAAUUUGGGAUUUACUGGAUGCAUAGAGAGUUGCACGACAUAAAACCUCUGUACAAGUAUCUUCAUGCAACACAUCACAUCUACAACAAGCAGAACACACUUUCUCCAUUUGCAGGUUUGGCAUUUCAUCCACUGGAUGGGAUUCUGCAAGCAGUUCCGCAUGUAGUAUCACUCUUCCUUGUGCCAACCCAUUUCACAACUCACAUGGUUCUCUUGUUCCUUGAGGCUAUAUGGACGGCAAACAUUCAUGACUGCAUUCAUGGCAACGUAUGGCCUAUCAUGGGUGCUGGCUACCACACAAUUCACCACACUACAUACCGGCAUAACUAUGGCCAUUACACAAUAUGGAUGGAUUGGUUGUUUGGAACUCUUCGUGAUCCUUUGUCAGACUCAGCAAAGAUGAUUUGAUGUGGUAAUGUGGCCUUUCUACUUGCGGUGCAGGCAGACCCUGGGGCCUUGAAUCUGCUUGUGUUGCCUAAUGAGCGUUGUCGUUUGGUUCUUUCCCCCUUGUAUUUGGUUAGGCUGGUGUAGUCGGUGUGUAAAUUAUGAUGAUUAAGUUGCUGCUAAAAUUGAUCUAUUUCUGUCUGUCUGAUCCUUCUUCUUUGGAUCAUUAACCUGGAUGGUGGUGUAGAUGAUUCAGUUGAAAACUUGAAAUAAAGAACCCCUACUAUUAGAAGAUCGA
Molecule: messenger RNA, 1331 nt
Organism: Nelumbo nucifera (sacred lotus)
Lineage: Eukaryota; Viridiplantae; Streptophyta; Magnoliopsida; Proteales; Nelumbonaceae
Product: delta(7)-sterol-C5(6)-desaturase-like
Biological process (GO): lipid biosynthetic process
Molecular function (GO): oxidoreductase activity; iron ion binding
Source: RefSeq, a predicted model, not a curated record